AAGCACUUUUACCCUAAAUGGCUGCUCAGACGCCACCAGGGGAAAGCAGUGAGCUGAGCAGGAGCUUUUAGGAGGAUGCUUGAAAAAACAAGUCUUUCAUAAUGUACAAGCACACCACACACAUCUUAGACAUACUGAUGCUGAUGUUGACCCCCUUUUCCCACUUACAACCUCGCAGCUACGAUGAGGACCUUUAGAGACCCAUCUUUAUCUUUUGCUUUGUAAAAGAUUUUCGCAGGUGUAUCAGCAAAGACGCUUCCCUCUCCUCUCUUGGCUUCUUUGUCCCCACACUCUCCCUCUCUCCAGGACGAAAGCGCACGGCACGCUCUUGAGCAGCACAUCAGUGGGAGAGCAGCGCAGCAGGCGGAGACGAAGCUCCACUGACCCGCACAACACGAACCUCCGCGUUCAUCCACACACACAUACACAACAAACCACAGGGCACGAUGUCUUCAUUCAAACACAUUAAUUUCACGGAAACGAUUUUUUCCCCUUUUUCUCCUUACGCUCCGUCCUAGUGCGUCUUGUAGUGGGAACGAGAUGUCCUGGAUUUAUUUUCUCCGGAGAGAGUGAAAGUGGAGGGAAGCGCAGUUCGCUGGAGCCAUGUGGAGGGCGGACACGUCCCUUGAUGGGAGCACCGCGGGCGAAAAGCGACACUGAGAGGGGGACAAUAUUUGCAUCUAUUUUCUGGAGACAAGGAUCCGUCAAUGAGGAUACAAAGAGAGAGGAGAUGGUAGAGAAGUAAGUGCACUUAAAACUAGUUUCAAUUUACCACUCUAUUGAACAAAAAGAUGUCAUGACUUUGCACGACUCCAGUGGUAGGGACCAAAAAAGGGAAAACAUGGGGAUUGUGAGUGGCUGAAGUGAUUCUAGUGACAGUUUCUGGUGACAUAUCCUGCCCUGUCCCUUUUUGAUGUUGCGUCUUAUUGAUAAACUCAUUUUUAAAGGCUAUUCAAUAAAUUUACAGUAUUUUGGCUUGAUUUAAUUGGAACAAAAUAGAAGUGAAAAUAAAAACACUCGUGCAUUACAAGGCCGAUUUUACCAUACAGAUAUAGUAAAACAAACUUAGCUUCGAGGUUUAUUUCUCCUGCUUUCAGCUCACCCUCUGCGCAAAUUGUUUACUGGUAAAUACGAGGACCUCAUGGGGGGUUAUGCAAUUGCAUCUACUGUGCAAGCUGUUUGGCAAAAUGGGACUGUGACAAACAGGGUUUAAAUUUUAAUGAGCUUUCAUUCAGUUGUUAUGUGCAUUUGUGGGACCCAAGAUUACCAUUCUUUUAGUCAUGACUGCUGUGAAUGAACAGAGAAAAAAUGUCUGCUCAGAUUUUCACAUUGAAUGUUUCAUAUCCACAUGUGUACUGAAAAACUCCACAUUUGGAUAUUAUAUCUCAGCACGACAGGAAAGCAAUCUGUUAAAGUUGAAACAGCUGGGUCCUCCUGAUCAAUCUAUUCCCCAUCUACCUCAAAGGAGGAAGCCCUUAAAAUGCACUGAGUUACACAUUUAUGUAAGACUGUUCAGGCAAACAGUGUUUUAAAUGGAAAGUGCUGUACCUGUUGAGAAUGUCUGUGCUGUUUUGCUGGAUCCUUGUUGAAAAAAAAAACAAUACAAAAGUCAACUGGUUUGUGAAGAUAAAGAGGCAGUUUAAUCUGGUUUCCAUAUACACUACUUAAACUACAUGUUUUACAAACAUGAUUCGGAUAUAAAACCAUCUUAAACUGUAAACUGUGGCUACUUCGAUGUAGUUAAUGAAAAAAGACAGGACUGUGAGCUGAACUGCAGUGUUAGCAUUAGCUUAGAGAUAAGCAAUGAAACAUUGGCACAAUAGUUAUCAGGCUGAACUAUACUAUAUCAUUAGCUAAACUGUUUCAUAACAGCACACAGCAACAAAACUUCACUCAGAUAUUAGCUAAGCUAAAAUUAUAAUGAUAGGUAGCCUAUGUAUUUACAAAAGGUGUAGCUUAAGCUGAACAGUAAAUGCUAAAUCAAACCAUUAUAGCUAAACAGAAUAUCCAGGCUAUUAAUCUCUACUGACAGCUAAAUUGCUUAAAAUUAAAAAAAUAAAAUCUAAAAAUCAACACUGUUAGCUCAACUGUGUCUUGCACAAAAGUGAACACAUAGCCUUGAAUUGGACUACAAACUGCAAGGGAGUCUCUUCAGGAGGUUUUUUAGUCUGCUAGAUCUUUCCAGGAACACACUGAAGAUUCCACAGUUACAGUGUAGUGAGCACACAGAAUACUUGUCUGGUAGUCAUUGCUUCCUGUUACCACAGGUGGCCCUAAAACAUAUUUGAGAAGUAUGAGAAGUAAAAUUACUGGACAGGACCUGCGACAGCUGAACAUCUAGAGCUCAAAGAAAAGGAAAAGAUAACCCAUUUUACAGAAAUGAUUGAAUGGAAUCAUAAUUUGCUUGAAUUGAUUUCACUCGUUCUUAGUGAUAACACUUUUUUCACCCAGGACCUUUUUUCAAAUUAUUCAUUUUCAGAACAAUUUUCUUAAGAAAUGCUCAUCCUCUGCUUACAGCUUCUUCAAAGUGACAAUUUAGCACAUUCAAAGACUUAAUCUUGGUUAGUUUUCUUUUGGAAAUUUGUGUGGUACAGUGGACCUUUUUUGGCCUGACACCACAACAUUAGCUGGGAGUAAAAAAUAAGUAAAACUGGAGGCUAACAGGUACUGCCGCCACAUGCUGUGUUAUCUUUUGCCAAUGUUUCAAACAAGUCAAAAACAAUUUUCUGGCUAGUGCUGGUUUUUUUCCUUGUCUUGAGCUAUGCUGGAAAAAAUAAAUAAAUAAAUAAACCUCUUGCUGUUAACUAACUAUGAAAUUGUCCAAGGCUGAAAAGACGUCAUAUGACAUAUUAUCUGCCUAUACGUAUAUCUAACCAAAAUGAUUUUGGUUGUUUUUCUUUUACACAGUGGCCGCACCUGACCUUCUUGACCCCAAGUCUGCCGCCCACAACUCCAAACCUCGUUUGUCCUUCUCGACCAAACCAGUUGUACUUAACACCCCUGAUGACGAUGAGUGUGAUACCAGGACUACAGUCAUGAGGUGGAAAACUGUGUCAGCCAUCUUCUUCUUGGUGGUGCUUUACCUCAUUGUUGGGGCAACAGUAUUCAAAGCACUGGAGCAGCCUCAUGAGACAGAGCAGAAAUCAGCCAUUCUUGAACAAAAAGUGAUUUUCUUGACUAUGCACACGUGUGUGAACUCUUCUGAGCUGGAGAACUUGGUUAAGGUAAGUCGAAGCUUCACAACCAUAUCAAUUAUUCAAAUGUUUUCUCUUCUGCUGGAUCUUCUGCUGACAACUAAAUGCUUUGAAUUAUUUCACACAGAUUUUCUUAAACUGGUUUUUAAUCUUGUACUCAGAGGAGUAAAAGAACAAUACUGUGGUAGACAGUGUUAUCAUUAAAAUGGAAGCUUUGACUUUUUAAUCAAUGAAUUCUGGGGUGUGAUUGUAAUUAUAGGUUUUCAGACUGAUGAUCGUGAGCACUUCAAGAGAUUCUUUUAUGCCAGUGGUGGUUGGAUUUUACUCAUUUAUUCUGUGACCCAUGGAGACUCUGCUUUAUCUUUAAAAUAUAUUAUAUCCCAGAAUUUUGUUAACCUGAAGACUAAUGCUAUGUCUCUGCAUAUUUUGUCUUUUACUUGAACUCUUGUGUCAAUUGUUUGUUUCCUGUUUCCAACCAGCAGUGAGUGUUCUUCUUUUAUCAGUGUCUGCAAUCAGAUUUCGUACUUUAACUUCAGGUUUACUAUUUUAACCAGAGGUUCCCUGAAUCCCACAUUUUGGUCACUAUGGCUGGUCAAACCACAAUCUUAACCAAAAGCCAAACUAGGCUGGUUUUCCCAUGCUUAAAUUGUGGAAUUGCCAAACAUUACCUUCACAAGGCAGUUUGAAUUGAUGAUGUAUUGACUGUGAUUUGUUUAGGGUAUACAAAGCCACUCCCACUACAGUGCAAUACCAAUCUUCCACUCUGUUGUUGUUUUCUUAUUGUUGUAGAGUCAAGAUAUCAAAGCUUAGAGCCAGGCAUACAAACUGCUCCAACACAAAUAUCUAUACAUAUGAAAAAGGCAAGAAAGUAGGAAUAACAUUCAGAAUGAAACCUACCACCCAGACAUGUUGUUGUAACUGCGGUUGCUACUCUUUACUGGUUGCUUCCUGUUCAGGGUAAGAUUCUGUGUUGUAGGUUCUUCUGGGGAACUCACCAUGUUUUGGUGUUUUUCUGCCUAUGCAUACUUCUGCAAUGGUCUGCAGCUUUCCCCCCUUAGACAACAUUCAAGCCACUCAUCUGUGCAGCCCCUCACCAUCACGGCAUCCCACAUAAUAAGUUUAACGACUGAGAGGCACCAGAGUCUUGGCAUAGGCUGAAUUUGUGUCCGUUUUUUCAACUGAAUUCAAAACCUUGCUUAAAAGACAGCUUGGACAUGUUGUAAAACUGGCUAAAAAUAUUGACAUAAAUAGCACUGUCACAUAUGCAGUCUGAAAAGUCUGCCUCUAAAGUUGUUGUUGUUUACACAUGUACCUUAGAGUGUAAGGUUUUCUCUGUAAGAUUGAAAGAGAUAGAGGAACACAUUUGGACAGGGGUCAAGUGUCAAGACAGAGUGACAUAAAAAGGGGAAAACAGAGAGGAAAAGAUUGUAACAAAAAAGAUGAAGAGAAAUAUAUUAAGAAAUACAACUUCACUAAGAGAGGGAAGAAGAGAAGAAAGAGGCAGAGAAAAGAGCAACAGAUGGAGGGAGAGAGAAAACACACAUAAAUCUUGUAUGUGUUUGAAGCUACAAUUAAUAGCUACUCUCAUUUAGGUGUGUUCCAAACUGCAAUUAACAGUUGCCAUGGUGAUAGGGCAACUCCACACUUUGAAGGAACCACCAUCCCAGAAACAACCUGACAGGCUCACCAGCCCACCUGCAACUGCAACCCACAACCGCACAGCGCUGAGACCACAGAGCAAACAACAACACUCCUGCAGGACUGUGGCUAAGCAGUAUUUACCUGUCAAAAAGUGUCAGUUUUCUGAUGCAUAAUGAGUAUUUAAGGGGAGGUAGCCCCACCAUUUAGACUCACAACCUCAUCUCUGUGGCACUGCAGUGCGUACCAACACAGCAAGCCUCCAUCCUGUAACCUUACAGGACCAAUCCAGAACUACACUUUUUGAUACAUAAAGGUAAUUCUAACGGGGCAUUCACGCCAAAUACAAAUAAAAUCAUUUACAAACAUAAAUCACAUGUUAAGUCAGUGCAAAGAUGCAAUUAGAUGGACAUUCCACUCGGGAAACGUGAAUGAAGCAGCAAAUGGCACAAAUUGAGCUGACUAUGUACGUGAGUUGAGCAGAUCAGAAGCACUAAUGAUGUGAAUUUGCAGUGUGUCUGAGGCGCCUCUUGCUACAAACGCUUAUCCACCAGAGUUGGAAAAUCUGAAUUUAAAUGAACGUUCACGCCAUGUUGAAGGGACAUUCCGGCGUAAAAUUAAUUUAGGGUCAAACACACUGUAACACUGAGUUACCCCUAGAGAUGAAUGUUGCCGACCACUUGCUUCUCUAGUUAUACCGACUUUAGUAACGACUGCGUGAUAGCGAUACACAGCGGUCUCAGGAGCCAUAAACAAACCUCAACCAAAACGCCACUGCAGACAGAAGGCAGAACUACCACGUCUGCAGUACAAAAUGAUCAAUAUGGUGAUUAUUACCUUAAGGAUAUGAUAAAGAAAUGAUCUUCUGCCUUAGCGUCUCGGUCUGAUUGCAUUUCUGUGAAGAAAUGAUCAUAAAUGUUCUUCCUUGAGCUGCGUCACCCCGCUGUAGUCCAUAAUGGACUGGCCUUUGGUCUUGCUACAAACAAGUGGCUGCUUGUUUGUAGUGAGAGAGUAGGUGAGUUGUGUUUAGUCUCUUUGCUCAAGAAAUUGGGCAAAGCUUAAAAGAUGUUUGGUGGCUAGUGCUAUGGCUGGUAUCCUAUAUGUACUGUUGAUGAAGUUAGGUGCUGUUCUGAGCAUUAUUUGUGGCUAUAGAGUGGCGUUUUGGUUGAGGUUUGUUUAUGGCUUGCUAUUGUUCAGUUGUUACUUAAGUUGGUAUAUCUAGAGAAGCAAGCGGUCGGCAACAUUCAUCUCUCAAGGGGGUGUCUAACUCGGUGUUACGGUAUGUUUGACUCUAAAUUAAUUUUACGCCGGAUUAUCCCUUUAACCAAUCAGCAUGAAUAUUCCCUGGUGACGUAUGUCAACAACAGACUGACAGAGAUUCUCUCAUGUUGAAAAUGAAGGAUAAACUAAUCAUGAUGGGUAUGCAGCUACCUGAGCUGUUGGGUACGACUUGUCUGUGAUAGCAAGACAGGAGUACUCAACAGUAUCCUCACAAUGAGGUCAACCUCUGUCAUGUUCUAUGUAAACAGUCUGACCUGACAUGCAGGGACCCCACCUCUCUGUCUUUCCUCUCCUUCGAUCACAUGUCUUUGGGCGCUCAGCAGACGUGAUAUCAGCACGCCAGUGGAGUAAUUACCUGUAUUAAUUACCUCUCCACAUUGUCUUAGGAUAUUAUUAGCCAGCAUUUCAUACUGGUCUAAAGCUUUAUUCAAUAUUGCUAGUUUGCAGGAAAUUAGCCUACCUACAAGCACAUGCUGCUCUCUGUUUUCAUUGCCACAGUAAAUUGAUCUACUGUCCCUGAUGCUGUCACUUGUACCUGAUGCUAUCUGUCAUUUCAAAUGUUAUGUGGCAACAAAAGACAGCAGAGAACUGUAUUUUUUUUUUAAGUUGACAGAAUUUAUGGAAUUAAAACAGUAUUCUCUAAAUAUCUGCAUAACUGAGCAGUCUUCAAAUAAAAGGCAUCCACUAAUCUCAUGACUCGACCUUUAUGGAUGAGUGGGUCCCACCAACAACCUAACUUGUCAUGGUUAAUGAAAAGUAUUUCCUCUUGGGGAAUCUAGCCGGUGUAUGGCAGUUGUGGCUGAUGAUUACUUCUCUAAUGUAGUAGAGCUAAAAGGUCUCUAAAUCCCGAGGGGGUGCUGAUUUGUCCAGCCGUGCUAAUUUUGGCUUCUUGCUGAACCAUUUUCCAGAUCUGUCCAGCAUAAAAAGUGCUCCCUAAAGCUCUCUGCAUAAGUAAUAUGUGAGAAAGACCAAAUACCUUUUUCUCAUCUUCGUCAAGUACUUUUGUCACACAUAAUGCUCUCAUGGUAUGAUAGAAAGUGGUCACUAUGGCAAAGCAUCACUAAUUUUAUGACAAGGUGAGAACAUCUUUCAUGAAAAAUGGUAAUUCAUAGAGAACAUGUCAAUUUGGCCUGCAUUUCUGACCACUUUAAAUGAAGUCAAUAUGAUAAUAGAGGAGGAGGGUACAGAGCAGCGCUGUCUCCGCCCACGACUCAGAGGCGAAUUGCUAAUGAGCUACUGGAGCUCUGCAGAAGAAAAGCCCUUAAAAAUGACACAGGUAAUACGAUUUUGUCUCAAAAUUUCAUAAUCACAAUUUAAAUACCACUGAGAAAACUUCUGAGUGGGUCUUAAACUAUUCUUGAAUUAGCUUACUCUUGAACUGCUAUUAUGGUUAAAUAAUAUAAGCAGGUCAUGAAGAAAAAAAAUGUUUUUGAACUCCUGAAAACGUUAUCCAAUGAUAACUGAUUUCAAGUUAAAAACACUAAAGCAAAGGUGCCUCAGGAACUGUCCUCUGUGCUGACAUUCAGUGGCAUUUCCAGGACAGAACUCUGACCAUAUUGAAACUGACCCAAGCAGACUAGGGUUUACUUUUUAAUAAAGUGUUAUGCCCUUAAACUAUACCUGUGAGAGAAGACUGUUACAGGGACAGAGGGGCUGCAAACACAAUGGAAAAUAUUUGGCUUUAAGUUUCUGAGUUACAAUAAUAUCUAUUUGAAUAUCAUUGUGUAGCAGUUGCAUUUUUUUGAUAAAAUCUUGAGUGUAGUGGACUUAGUUUGGCAGCUGUGGCUCAGUGGUAGAGUCUGUAGUUCCCCAGUCAGAAGGUUGGCGGUUUGAUCCCUGGCCCCAAUGUGUCCUUGGGCAAGAUGCUUGACCCGACCCGUUCCUACUGGCUGCACCAGCGUUGUGUGAAUGAGAUUAAUCAAAAACUGAUGAGCCCUAUACAUAGCAGCUCCUGUCAUCAGUGUGUGAUAGGUGUGUGGACGGUUGAAUGUAAUAUGUAAAGUCAAAGUGCUUUGAGUGGUCAGAAAACACAUUGACCUAGUUCUUAAAUUAAGUAGCAGCUUCUUCAGUGACUUUAUGUCAUGAUUUAUAUACAUAUGUAUGUUGACAAGGAAAACUGAACUAUGGCACUAAGUGUGUGAGCCACUGCUGUUUACCUGUUUUAGAUUUUAUUAAUUUAAUUUCUAAAUUUACUGUUGAUUAAUUUGCUAUGGAGAUGCCCUCUGGAGAGGUCAAGCGUAGGGCUCAUAUAUGUUCUACGUUACCUACAGAUCCAGAUCCGGACAAAGCUCCCCAUUCGUGCUUCGCAUUCUUUUUGUCCAUAUUGCAGCUGUCCCUACCCAUCUCUAGAGAAAAACGAAGAAGACAAUGGCAGAGUUUUUUGAGGAUCAUAGUCAAUUUCUCUCAUCGGUACUACUAGAGAAAAGAAUUCUCUGUCCUUCAACCGCUGGGCAUUUGGCGGCCUGGCCAUCCACCACCUCCUCCAACUCUGCCUUCGUUUCUGUCUCCUUUGCAAAAUAUACAUUAUCACAAGCUCCUUCACAGUCGCCAUGUUCCUGUCUGUUUGUUGUUGUCUGAAACUUUUGACUCCGACCUGCCCCCUGGUGGAUGUAAUGGUUAACAUCCAUGCCAACGUAAAGGACGCAUGGAAGUACGUGAGCAUUGACGGAACCGUCGUUUGAAACAGACGCAUACAUUUUAAUACGUAUGGCGAGCAUAAAUCAGCCUUUACUCUUUAGCAUGAAAAAUCAAAGAAGCUGCAAACUUGUUCUCAAGUGACACUUACAGGCUAUUUGAUUGUGCUUGAGGUUGUGUGUACAGUAACAGGUAUUUGUACGAAACUACUACUCCAGCUUGUAACUUCAUUUAUGUUUGGCAAACUGGAACCUUCCCUCUUCUGUUUUAGCCAAAGGACUUUGGUUUUAAUUGUCAACAAACAUGUCUUCUGGGCUGUACUCUCAUAUUUAAAGGUUCACUUGAGUCCUCUAUGUUAGUCAAGCUCAAAAAUAAUUGAUGGGGUCAAAAUGCCUUAAUUAAAUGUUCAUUUUUAAGCAAAGAAUAACUGCCUCUGUCGGAAACCUCUUAUCCCUGAGUCAGUCCUUAAUGCUGGGCCUAAGAAAACAACUGCAGAAUAAAUAUUUUGCUUUGGAUUGUAAGCUCAUAAGUACUAGGCAAAUUUCCCUGGGAGAGGCAUUAAAUGGUACUUUAAUGUUUCUCUAAUGCUAUCCGGGUAAUUAAAAGACCUUUUCUAAAGGACACAUAGCCCAUUACAUUGUCUCUGUGACUUGUAUUUAGACAACAGUCUGGCCAUUCAGCUCUGUCCAUCGGCCAUCACAGUAGCCUCCUGAGUUCAGUAGCCUUUCAAACAACUCUCUCUCUUCUGAUGAUUUAUUGAUAAACAGCUUCAAUACAGGUGUCCCCCACUCACUUUUAAUUAAUUAUGUAUACACACACACACACACACACACUUAUACACACAUACACACUCACCUCUGUAGGCUCUUGCUGAUCAAAAGGCAGUCAGCAGAGGAUGGAGGAGAGAUGUGCUCUCAAAGGGAGUAAUUAAAAAAGUGAGUGAUGUCAGAAAGCUCGAGACAAUUCAAUCUCUUGUGGCUGUUUGGCUCUGCUCGGAGACAGUCAGUGUGGUCUACAAAUGAUCCUGUCUUAUUAUUCCCCAUGGCCAUAGUUAGUAUGCACAUGGCUGAGUGCCAAGACAGCGACUUAGACUGGACGUUUUGGCUGUGAAACAAAGAGACUGAAUGAGCCAAGCUGGUUUGAUUGUUCGAUUUGCUGAUUGUUGGUUUUAAAGCCACAGAGGAAGUGAGGUUUCAGGCUUGAAACAUCCCUUUUGUUCUAUUUGGACAUUAAUGUUUCACUACUUAUUCACUGUUUAUAGUUUUAUGAGUAUGUUUGUUUCCUCAGCAUAUAAUUGAAAAAGAUUUGACCUGGGAUGAUCAUGCUUUGGGGGAUAUUUUAUAUUCUUUUUACCACAUCAAGGUAGCAGAAAUAGCUUUAGAUAUUUCCAAUCCAGUUGACAGUCUAGCUAGCUGGCUGGAUGUGAUCAGUCCUUUGAUCCCUAUGAACAGUUUUAGGUCUCUAAUUUUGCAAAGACUCUUGAUAAAGUUUAACAUCUCAGAAUAUAGUUGAAAAAAUCACAAGUAUCUCUGUGAUAGCUGUUGAAAUGCAUGGAUACAUUAGCCAACAAGAGGCUUAGUUCAAGGCCCCCAGUUAAAUACAAACUGCGUAUUUCCUUUCCUAAUUUAUUAUCAACACUAUUUCUCACACUGUAUGAUGGCAACCUAUGACUUGCAAAAACACACAGCAUGAUUGUAAUUCACAGGAAAGUGAAUGUAUGCGCUGUAAAAAAAUGUGUUUCUGUGUUUUUCAAGGCCACAAACCCCUGAGGUUUUCAUUUUUGCUUUUGUUUAUCUGGUCUUGUGCGGACUAACAGCGCACAGUUCCUUGGAAGCUACAUGACUGCCAUCGGCACAUAUUGCCUGGCUGUUUGACAUGAAAUAUCAUGAUACCUGUGCAGUUCCAGUAUUACAUGUUCCUUCGAUUCCCAGUCUAUUACAUAUUACUUUCACUUUUUUUUAUAGCUGUGGUCUAUAUUGCUUUAUCACACUGAACAGACCCAGGUUAAUGAAAGCUCCUUGUUUCUUCACAGAUGAAGAAUCAUUGCAGAAAAAACCCUGACAUUGCAGUGACCCAAACCUGUGUAUGUGUUUGUGUGUGUUUGUGUAUGUGUAGGCUGUAAAAAAGCUGACUGUGCUGUUUCAGAAUGACUGUAGGGGUUAUUAGGGUGGGUUGUGCAUCAUUUCUGUAGCAUUACUCCUUUAUUUCAAUGGUUUAUCAAUCAAACUUUUCACAAUAGAGAGCAUCAAAAAAUCUACCCUUCCUCUGAAGGAAGUCUAUAUAUUACCUUGCAUGACACAAACAUAUGACCAAAAGGUGUAGCCUGUUGAAGUAUUUUCCUGCAAUUUAUCACCAUCGACCCUUUGCUAGUGCCUGUUCCUCCCUGAGUUCUCUGAGCGGUUGUCUGCAUUUGUCUGGGACAGCAGAUAUUUGUUCAUACAGUGGACCAAGCUAGUUUCUGGAAAAACAGCAGAAACUAGCAAAAUCGUACCAAAAUUAUUGUUAUCUACUAAACUUUAAAUUUUGUAUCAUUUUUACGCCUACAACACGCUUCAUCUAGUAUUACAGUCACACUGAAUCUGGCAGCUGUCUCUCUAAAGUCUGAAGUAAAAGUAGUUUGAUGUUGUACAAAGGAUGACAAAUGGAGACCUCUUACUAUCUACCAGCUGUGAGUGUUGCUAAGAGACACAGCUAGCUAGCUAAGAAAGCUCAUUAGCUUGUCGGUUGAAAAUAACAUUAUGAAAUGUACUUAUAAUACUCAUAACUCUAUUUUGGGUCAGGUUGCUAUUGCUGUAAUCUCUCUAUAGUCUGAAGUAAAAGUACCUUAAUGUUGUACAAAAGAUGAUUAAUGCACACCUCUUGCUAUCUACUGCAGCAGCUGAGAGUGUAGCUAAAAGAUGCAGCUAGAUAGCAAAGAAAGCGCAUUAGCUUGUUGGUUGAAAAUAGCGUUAUGAAAUAAACUUACAAUACUUAUAACCCUAUUUUGUGUCAGGUUACUACUGCUGUAAUCUGUGUAAUCUGAAUGUAUUUUUUAAUCCUUCUAUGUUGAAUUCAAUAGUAACACUCAGUAGAUAAUGUAUAUAAGCCAAUCACACUAACAUUUGCUGCUUUGGGUAAUAUAAACAGGAAACUGACCUAAAUAAGCAAGAAACUGCAGUUUGUUUGUUUUUUUAAUUCAUGAAUUUGCUUCAUUUUUUCCUUUUUUUUAAACCAUACCUUGCUAGGAUUGCUACAUUCCACAAUUGGAUGUCCAUUAUGGCCAAAGUUUUUACAAGGCAAUUUCAAACAACAUAAGUCUGUCCCAUCGACACAUUUAUCUGUCAGGAGUCACAGAACACAGAUUUGAAUCUGUCAUUGUGUGGCUCUCAGCUCCACACUGUUGCUGAGGGAUUUACAGGUGAGAUCAUGGUGUGUAUCCUCUCCAGCUGGUGGCUUCUCUCCUUCCUUGUCUCCUGUCAUUAGAGAACAGCUCUGAGAGGAAAAGCUCGUAUCCUCACUGCUCUGUUGCCAACUGGUGUCUAAAGAUCCUGUCAAACUCAGGUGACACUCUUCAUUCACACCUAGUGCUCCCCCUCAUACUCAAACUCACAGUGUUCUGAGUCAGCCUAAUCCACAGCAUUCUAACUGAGCAGGUAACACAUAGGUACUCCCACUUUAGGGCAACGAAAAAAAAAAUAUGCGUGUCUUGUCAUGAAUAAAAAAGAAUCAUGGCCCUUAACUUAGUAAAGAAGAAAUACUCAGUUUCCUGCUUUUUAAGCUAUGAAACUGAUAUUGUCUGCUGAAAAAUCAAGCAUGGGUUUAAAAAUAUGACUAAAUCUGAUUCUUCCUAAAGUUCAAGUCACUAACAGGGUAAAGGAUUACAAUUUGAAGCUACCCCAGUGUGACAGUUUUAACCUUUUUGCCCUCUUGCUGAGGUUUUGAUGGAGGUCUGGUACUCUCUUUGUUCUUAAUGGAUGGACUAUGGUCCGGGAAAAGCCAGCCUGGCUGAGAAAUCAAAGGUUUGCAGCCAGGUAAAGGUGUCUUCUGUUAUGCCCCUAGGGCAACUACUUUUAGAGACACAGCCUUUUGGGGGAUUUCCCUUGAUGAACUCCAUUCUAUUCAGCCGAGUCAACGUGACCACAGCAGCAUCUAUUUGUUGUCAAAUUUGUUGUCUCCCCCCACCAGCAGCCCAACAGGGGGAGACUUCAUGAGGAUGUGUGAAAAGCACAUUCAAGUAAUCCGGUACCUUUUUGAAAGGUUCAGACUUUAGUACAAAAGACAGGAAAUAAGGCAUGGAGUAGAAGUGUUAUUAUGUCUAAUGGAGAUUGUCCAAGAACGGGAAAUUUUAUAUAUUGUAGAUAAAGUUUUACCUCACUAUUGACAGAGUUUUACAACACAUACUUUCUCUCCAGAGUUGGUGUUGCAGUGGCCCACAGGAUAGCAUACUUCUUUCUCCUUUCCUAUAAGGUUGUAAAAUUCAUAAUAUGCACUCAAACCAGCCUCAUGUACAGCUCCUCAAGUUGUCACUGAUUGUAGUAGAAAAUAAACGAUAAUAUGAUGGUGGAAAUGACAGUUUCAUUCAUGUGUACGAUAUUCAUGACUCAGGUUAUUCAUUGUGUUGAUGUCAUAUGUCCACGGGCCAAAUGACCAAUUAAUGUUAACUACAGAGACAUGCAAAGCACGUAGUUGAUGAUGAUAUCAUUAAAGUCUGUUAGUUUAUUUGCAAUAAUGACAGUGUGAAACCUUAACAGAUCAAACUAGUUUAUCACUGAUUGAAAUGCAAAGAGUAAACUGUUUCCUUUUAGAGUUUUUUAACAAUCCUCCCCAACAAUAAGACAGUCAUACUUCUAUAAAGUACUAUAAUUUAACAAUAAGCCAUUAUAAAACCAGUCAAAUGUUGUUUUUAACCUGCAUAAAGUGAUAUUUCAUCUUAUUAUAAUCUUGUCUUACAUUUACUGCAGUCUUUGGUGUGGACUGAAGAAAUUAAAAAGACAUGAAUUUUUCAUCAGAGUUACAGAAGGGCAGUAACACUGCAUCUGCAGUGUUUGUGUUUCCUUGGUUACCCUGUCUGAAAUUUUGGUGCGCAGUAAAAGCAGUCUGCUGGAUUGUGGAUUUAUGAAAUGCAAUUUCUGCACGUUUUUUCAAAGAUGCUGUGAUGAGCUGGUAUUAAAAUGCAGGACAGCUCAACAUAACACACAGAAUGUAUAACUCUCAAUAAGGACAACAGUCUGUGUUGCCUUGGUGUGUGUUUCAAUCAACAGAACAGAACAGAACAUUGUGAGAAAGUGAAAAUCAUUUGUGAAUACAUGUUGGAAUAGCAUUUAGGCCUGAAUUACAGUAUGUUCUUUUCAACUUUUCAAAACUGUCAGAUCUGAAAAAAUUAGAUUUGUCCCACAAAGCAUAUACAUUAGAAGGCCAUCUAAAACACGAGACAUUGGCUUUCUCAUAACUCUUAAUUCAGUAGGGUUUGGAUGUUCAUCACGGCUCUCAUCUACGCCUUAAGAAAUCUGUUACACUCCACUCAUUUUCUGGUGCUCUUCAGCCCAUCUUAAACCAUAUUCUCGCUGGAACACAGUGCACAUUAUUUAACUGCCAACUCUUUUUUCCUCUCUCACUCUCUCCAUUCCAGCAAGUGGUUUCAGCAGUCCGAGCCGGUGUGAACCCUUCUGGAAAUGUAUCCAACCAGACAAGCCUCUGGGACAUCAGCUCCUCCUUUUUCUUUGCUGGGACUGUUAUUACCACCAUCGGUAAGGAGACAGGUUUCUCACUUUUUAACAAUGAUAGCGAUCCAUGUUAUUUUCUCCUAGGGGUGUUUAAUAAUGCAUUCAAAAUCUGAGAACAUUUCCUCUGUCAGCGAUCAAAAUGGCAUUAUACGACUGGUUCAUUGAUCUUUGAGUCUUUAAUCAAGGCAGCAGAGUCACAAUGCAGUUCUAAUGGCUAUUUUGGCAUGAAGUUACAUUUACUUGCCCAAAAUCUUGCAUUCCUGCCAUGUUGGUUUUCAGACUGUUGGCAAAAAGAAUUGAUAAAAUUUAGUUGGCUUCACUUGUCUGCGCCUGCUUUUACUUUUCUGUCUCCUACUUGGUUUCACACAACAGUCUGUUACAUUUAUCAGCAACAAAACAACCAAUGCUGUGUUUUAAAAAUGAUCCACAGCAACAGAAAACUAAGGCUGUGCUUCAAAUUAACUCAACACGAUGAUGUACCAGAGUCCAGGUACCUGACUCAUAACAAUAGUAGAAUAACAAGCGGGUCCACCACUUUCUCACAUUACUUUGGGAUCUCAGGCAUCUGUUUUGUCGUGCAGUCUGCUUUUUCUUGCUUGGUUAAUGAAUUUCAAAUAGUGGUUCUGGAAAAUCAGUCAGCACUAAGAUUAUUUCCACCAUUUAACCUUUUAAAAAUGCUGCCAAGGUCACUGCCAGCAAAAUAAUAUAUACCCUAUCAACCUGAGAGGUCUUUCAAUUUCAUUUUUCCCUCUCCAUCCCAUACUUGGACUAGGAAUGGGCGAUAUGGGCUACAAAACUUAUCCCAAUAAGUUUUGCCAUUCUGGCAAUAAUGAUAAAAGUCCCGAUGAAAAUGUUACGAUUUCAAUCCAUGUUUUUGACUCAUUCUGUCUAGAGAAACUCACAAACAUUUUUCUUGGAUGGCACUUACUAGUUGGCAUAAUAAGAUGCUUAAGCACGAGUUUAAGUGGUAGGUCAUGGAUAAAACUAGUGAUAUCGAACAAGUCUGAAAUGUGAAAACACUUUCAACAUUUGUUGAAAACUCUUACUGCACGGAAUGAACAGCUGCAGCAGAUCCACUGUCCGAUGUCAGGCAUACCUGAUUCCACAUGUCUAAGCCCCAAUCUUCACCACCUUCGGCCAUGUUUGUUUGUUUUUCUGCUCUGUGUCGGCUACGGCUGUGAGUCCGUCGCUCGUGCUUAUGCCAUCGACUUGCAUUUAUUGCAUUUAUCGUGAGAUGACAAAUAAUUAUCGUGGAGGAUCGUGAAUGAUAAUAAGCUGCCCAUCUCUACUUGCCACUCUCUCAGAUUUUUAACCCUAUCUCUUGCAGUGCUCCUGGUUAGUAAUUUCUCCUGCUAAUCUCUUGAUUUUACAGUGAAGAUAGCAAGUAAGAUUUGUUGUAGUAUCUGGCAACCCUCGCUUGCCUGCUGGUAUAAGGCUAGCUGGAGGUAUAAACCAUGUAGCGUUGAUACUGCCAGAAAUUAAGAAGAAGUCACUCACUGGUAGUUUCAGAGAUGGAGAGUGAAAGAAUUCCUGUGCAUUAUCCAAGACUUGUUUACAGGCUAAAUCUUGGCCUUGUUGAUGUAACCAGUAUUAUUCGUCUUGUAUUUAUGCUAUUUUGAAUGCAUUUUCGUGUUUAGUUACAUGUCUCAUUGGCAGCAGAACUUAAUGGAAUUUGAAGUUUGAAAAUUCAGUGUUCUUCAUGGCAACAGCCACUUAAUCCUUUAGAUGGCGGCACAGUCAGUGGCACACAGUUUUUAAUAUGAUGUGCAGUUAAUGCUGCGUACUAAAUGCAUUGCAGUGGAACCACCUUAUUAUUUCGCCUUCUGGUAGUCAUUUCAACAAUUAAAACUGCUCAUUUUUUCAUUUUUGCCAAUAGUAAACAGAACUGUUUAUUUAACAAGGUUCCUUCAUCAGGUUUAAAACACAAGACAAGAAAUGACGACAAUUUAUAUGCACACCUGGCUAAAGAACCUUGUUUCUUUGGCUUAAAAAAAGUCUCCCCAUUUUUCACAACCUAAUAUUGGCAAGUAUGCUAUCCAUGACUCUUUGCUACCUUUAACUGACAUAACACUCAUGGCUGUUAUCAAUUAUUAUUAAACCAGUUGAUUUUUGGGAGCCAGUUCUUGUAUCGGCACAUGAUUGCAUACUUCUUGACUCAAAUACUGAGAUCAGGAAAAUACUGUUUGUGUAGUUAUCUGAACAACUAUUGUUUUUUUUCACAGUAUAAUAAUUCUGUAACUCACAAAGAAAUGAUGUGGUCUGUGGGAGAUAAAAGGGACCACCAUACUGGUUUUUAGUACAAAAGAUUAAAUUCUGAAGAAGUCUUUCUUAACCAGAAGUGUAGCCUAAGGACUUUAUUAAGCCGGACUACCAGACGAGUAUGAAUUUAAAAGGUAUUUGUUUCUGUGCUUUUAAGUUAUUGUGCUUCAUAAUCAAAGAGCUGGCACAUCGCCGGCUGCAGCACAUUAACACAGCCUCAGAUGCCAAUAAACUUCAACUUUCCAUCACUUUGUUUCCACCAUUACUCACUCUCUGUGACAACUCCAGCUGUAAGAGCCAGCCCAGCUGCUUAUCAGAGAAACACACACAAAGACAGUUUGUCAACUCAUCUGGAUCGUCAAAGCAGACUUUUUUAGAUCCGUUUCUGUUUAGUGGGCUCUUUGGCGCUAUUUCACGGCUUCAGCAUCCUGUCAGUGCCGAUGUUGUAAUAGCAAAAUGUAAUAUCUUUGCAUUUCAGUCAGCAAUUGUGUGUGAGCAGAUCUUUAUCCUAAUGAAUAUUUUGGCUUAAAAUCCUGUUUGCCAGCUCCAUAACUCCAGAUUUUUGCCAAACUGCUCCAGGCUUCUAAUCUGGCUCGGGCAGACAGUCCUAAACUUUUCUCACUCUGGGUUUAGUGGGCUGUUGGGCUCUGUCAGAAAAUGUGACAGCACUACAAUAACUUGACUUUGCUCUCAGGUUAGCAAAAAUACUGUAUAUAAUGUGCUGGUGUCAGAAUGAUGGGGCCUUGGAUGAUGUUGCUGACUGUAAAAACAUGAACUUUGAGUUUUCUCUUCACUCACCUUAGAUCAAGUGAUGCUGAAUUCAUGCUUUCACUCAGUCACCUCGGUGAAGUAGCUGCUUUUGCAAAAGGAGAUGCAAAAAGCGGAGCUAUCUUGUGAAAUAAACCACAGGAGGUCAAUAGCUGUGGUAAAAAAUAAAAGAAAAUAAAAAUAAAACAGCUCUGUGACUUUUAAGUGAUUAUAUCUGAAGUCUAGUGGAUUUUUUGGUUUGCUUUGAAAGGCAUCUAGAAAGGAUUGCAAAACAUGAGACAAAGAGCAACGUGCCUGGGUUAUCAUAGCUUUCUUUUCUGCAGAAAUCUCACUUCCAGAUACUGUUAAAUAUUCUUGUUAGUGUGAACAACACACGGUUAGCCUGAUGUCCUUUGAUAACCAUUAUAAUUUGUGUGACGUAUACAGUGUUCCACCAUUGCUGCUAUGCAAAGACAUUUUUAAUAAAUAUGCAGCUAUAUAGUCCAUGCACAACCACUGUGCAUUGCAUUUUUACUCACUUCAGCCAGAGGUAAAGGAGAGGAGUUCAUGUCAUGGAUGAUUUUUUUUUUGUGCAGAGCUGUAAUUGGUAGUGCAGUGUUAAGGCUAAGAAUCUUCCCCUCUUUCACUUCCCUCUAUUAAGAUGUCUGGUGUAUCUUUUCUUUCUUCUUUUCUCCUCUCCAGGGAAUAAAGCAGCUACAGUAACGAUUGAUCUCACAGUUUUUCUUCCCUGUGGGACUCCCUUGUUAAGUGGCCUCUACUGUAAUAGCCCUACUGAAACUCACAUUUCCCCCGAUAUUUAUAGAGCACUCAAGUUAUUUCAUUGUUGCUUCUUCACAAGCUAAAAGCACAGCAUUAUAUAUAUUUUUUUUCUGUACAUUUGAAUCUGUUGUGAAGGGUUUUGCAGUGUCCAGUUUCCAAAGUGACUUUCAAAGUGAUUUCAGCCUUUAAAUACAAUAGAUAUGAAAACGUCAAGGUACCAGAGGAUGUUCUUAGCCAUUUACAACAUGCUUUAGUUGUCUGUUGAGCAAGGUUUCAAAUGUAGCUGUUACAAAAAAAUAAAUAAACUCAGCCUCUGUGGAGGAUCUUCAGCCUUUCAGUUUCUAUUCUCAUUAUUUUUGCAGUAAUUGACAGGGGUGCCAUAUUAACGCGGUGCUGCACUGAUUGGCUGCAAAGGCUGCAAGACACCCCAGAAAAACUUGGCAGGCGCGCCAGGUGAACAAACAACAGUACACUAUACAUAAAACCCCGUAUCUGACCCCAAACCAGAGCAGGCAGCUCUUAAAGAGAGGAAGCCAUGAUUGCAACAGUAUGGUUAGCCCUCAACACAGACGGGUCUCUGUGCAACGCCAUCGUAGGUAUGCGCGCGCAGCCAGGGGGCAGAAAGCGGGACAUUUCUUAUUUGUUUACCACUCAACAGAGAAAGAAAAUGACAAGGAGCUGUUGUGCUGUAAACUGCAUGAAUCGGCAAAAGGAUGGAUGGAAACUGUUUAACAUCCACAGGGGAUCUCAUUCUUUUGCCAAGAGAAGAAGAAGAUUGUGGCUCCAGGCUGUUAAAAGAGCGGAUUGGGGUCCUGAAGGUCCCAAAGGUGGCGAAAGUCUGUGCAGCAUACAGCGUAGAUCCCUGUGCACGUACACCCAGGCAUCAUAAGGUUUUGCCUUUACUCCCUGUCUGACUGGGCAGGACACCUGCUCUCAAAGCACAAAACCCUGAACUUGUGUCAUAACAUUUUAAGUUUUGGACAUGGCCACAAAGUACAUAACUAUACGCGUCCAAAGAUUUUUAUGCCAGAAACUGUCCUUUGUGUACACACUAGGCUUCUUAAUUAGAUUAUCGUAUGUCGGGCCAUGUCAUAGCUGGCCAUUUGGACAUAUCUGCAAUCCAUUCCUCACUCAGAAUAUUAUACAGGUCUGGUAAUUUCUCACCAGUGCUGAGGACAAAUUUGUUCAGGUAAUCGGUGCAGUCUGAGCUGCUGAGCCAUCUCUGUAAAGACCUCUCUAACGAGCUGUCAGACUUAUAUUUACAGUGACACUGGCGGGAUUUUUAAAAAGUACUUUGACUUUGUUAGCAUUCACUAACAUUAGGACCCUGCUCCUGAUAUUAGAAACAUCCAAAACAACGUUACAACUUAGUAAGUUGAGUGAAAUUCAUGGACUUUUCAGCAAGUGUUUUUCUAAUUUGUGAUGCAAUGAAAGACAAAGCGAUUUUUCAAUGAAAUAACAUUUUAUUGCAAUUGUGUCAGGGAAAACUUGCAAACAAUACGGCAUCUUCAUUGAUAGCAGUUCACCCCAUAGCAGGCUUUUGCCUCCUGGUUGUGCGCACCUAGUAUCACUAACCAUAGCUAGCAUGUUGUGUUAUAUGAUAAAAUGCAGCCGCUGUUCUUGUUUUUCUUUUUUAAUGUUCUGGUGCAGGGAUAGAAUAGAGUCAUUUUUUGUUUUUGUUUUUUAAAUCUUUUUUUUAGGAUCGUUUUUUAUUGAAACAACUAACAACAAAGACGUAGCUGUGUCUGGCUCUAACCUUUGACACCAUAACUCUGCAAUGCUGUAUUACCACAGUUCUGUAGGAAGAAGCUGGAACACUCAAAACGUGGCAGUGGGACUGAAAGCAGUUUUGCAUACAUGUCUAUGCAAGACAUUCCUGCCAUUAAGUCACUGCAAGAGUCAAUUCAGACCGUCUUGUGGAAAUUCUCCCAUAUAAAGGACUACAAAAAAAUAAAGCUGAAGGUUUGCCUCCAUAUAAGUACUGGAACACCCUUGACUUACUUUACUGGUUGGUAUGUGUAGCAUAUGACCAGUACCAGUAUUUUUUUACAGUUAACUAUAGAUGGAAAGAUUAAAAUCAAAUGAUAAGUCAACACUCUGCCUCUGUCCUCUGUUGAAGCUAAGACAACCUUGCUAUCAUCUUCAUUUUACUUAGAUUUUCCUUGUUUAUCUCUUGAUACUGAAUUUGAUACAAUCCAGGGCAAAUGUGUUUAUUCAUGUAUAAUUAAAGUGGAAAACAACACAAUAAUGUCUUAUAUUUAGGCUGCUGUAGAUCAGUCUGCAGAGACAGGACUUCAGAGCAGAGGGUAACUAGUUCAACUCCUGGUACAAGGUGGGCUGGUAGCUGGAAAACUGCCAGUUCACAUAGAGGCAGUACUGAUUCUCUUGAGCAGGGCACUAAACCCCCAAAUGAUGUGCAGUCCCUUCACCCUCCAUAUUAGUGCAUGUUAAAAGGACCCUACAUGGAGGUAGUUUUUUGGGGGAUGGGGGGUUUGCAUGAUCAUAAAAAUUGAGCCUUCCCCUUGAGAAAUAUCCUCUGCUCACCACAAUUAGCUUUUUUUUCUGUGCAUUUGUAAGAUUGCACAGAAAGAUUGCUGUUUUUCACAUCUAGCAUCACUUUACGAGAGUAGGAAGUCAUAAAACUUUCAUGGUCCAUUGCCGUCUUAUUAGUUCUUCCAUCAAGUUAGUACAGAGUAACACGUGACUGCACCAGGUUAUUUUAUAACACCAUCCGUAGUCUCAUGAAUGCAGUAAUAUGGAGCUGAAUAAGACAAUCUUUUGUUCCAUUGUGGAAUUGAAAUGAGAAGUGUCAUGCUUUACUGAUACAGGCAAUACUUCCUCAUGGUUGAAACUAAUCAGAUGACUAACUACUUUUAAUAUAAAGUUAGCAUUUCACAUUCAGUUCCAGUCCUAGAUGAGAUUGUCUCUAAAAUGGAACUUUUUUUUUUUUUUUCAUUUUCAUCUUUGAGCUUUUUAUACCAUUUGACGCAAAUACAGUUGAUUGCCUGUGGAUGCCACCUUUUUGUUCCAUUUAUUCGUACUUCAUCUUUGAGCUUACCCAGCUUAACUUGCUUUUAUGUCUGACGGUGUGAUAGCAUGCUGUGAUGAGCUGUGAGUAUAAACAACAUUUUAAUUCAGCCUGGACAAAAGAGAGAAAAAGACUUUGAAUUAGAGAGCUGCUGUUUCUCUCGUUUGUUAUGCUUCUGCACCCAGAGGUGGUGAGAGCUAAUUCAGCAUCCUGUUUCCCAUUGAACUAAUCAUGAAAUUAGCGUGACUUGAUUGACAGCCCUUCUCACAUUUGAUGUCACUCUACUACAGUGUGAGUCUGGGAAGUUAUUAGAGGGCACCCUGCGGCUCUUAUCCUGACAUGGAUGAGUCCAUUAAAGGAGAGAAUCGCAUGUACUUCAUUAUGCAGAGCUCAUAUGAAACGUUAAAUAAUGAAAGUCUUGUGUUCAGUGUGUGGAGUCUAUCUGGUGGUUUGGUUUGCACAGAAGACAGGACUCAACAUAUGGACUUCUAUAAGGUCCACAGUCUUUGCUCCCUAAGCACGGCGAUAGGUUUGAAGGGAAGAUGAAAGCAGUAACUCAGUCAUGAUGUUAGUUAAUAUGCACACACACAGACCCAUUCAAGAUACUUUCUUCUGGUUUCUGGUGUUCAUUUAAUUUCCUUUUGUAUUUGAUUGAAGUUAGCUGUGAAUGUACAAUAGACUUUGGUGUUAUAAACCUACAGUGGGAUCCAGCGCUUUUAUUAGACCUUUUAUCUGUAAAUGAUGACGUUCUUCAAAGCUGCUCUGCCAGGCUCGGUGAUGUGACGGUCGACUUUUGAAGGAAGAUUUCUCAUACACCCUGCCUAGUUAAAAUUGAUUCUUCUGCUGAGUUUGGUGUGCUGCCAUUUUCAUUAGAAACCACUUUGUUAUUUAUUUUACAAGUUUCGAAAGAAGACAAAUGGGCAAUGUCUUUGGUGAUGCCUGUUUGUUGAAAAGAGGGGACAGGGUUUAAAGUAGGGUAUACCACCAAUGUGGAGUCUAGUCUCUGGUGUUGGCGGGUGAGACGGAUGGCUGGACUUGAACACUGAUGAGGUGCAUAGGAAAGGAGGAGAGUCACAGCAACCACUGAAUAAGGUGAAAAAGACUGCAAGAGAAAAUUAAGCAGAUUUAAAAUUUGACAGCAGCAGAAUGAUCUGGUAGGAAAGGUUGAGGCCAGUUUAAUAGUUUAACGCAGUGGUUCUCAAGUCCAGUCCUUGAGGCCCACUGUCCUUCAUGUUUUGGAUGUUUCCCUGCUCCAACACACCUGAUUCAAAUGAUUAGCUCGUUAUUAAGCCAUUACAGAGCUUGAUAACGAGCUGAUCAUUUGAAUCAGGUGUGUUGGAGCAGGGAAACAUCCAAAACAUGCAGGACAGUGGGCCUCUAGGACUGGACUUGAGAACCACUGCUUUAAGACUUAACACAGCACAUCGAAGCAGAAAAGGACGGAGGAGGAAAGAGUUUUUUUUAUCAAUAAAUUUAUGUGUUGAGACAGAGAAAAAAGUAUGACUUAAGUUGAUAAUUUCACUUACCUAAAAGAAAGAAAGGUUACUUCUAUCAAAGUCCAAGAAGUUGGUCAGUAAACAUAACAGACAUAUUAGAUUGAGAUAUAAAUAAUCAUCGUCUCUCAGCUUCUCUGUAUGCAGGUGCUGCUAUCAAAUAGACUAGAGGCACCUUAUAUUCAGCAUGGUUGUUGUGAGGAUGGCAAAGAUGGGUUGGCUCAAGAAUGCGGCAAAAAUCCAAACCUCAAACCAUGAGCAUUUAUUCUCAGUGAAGCAAAACCUGUGUGCAGCAUUUUGUACAGUGCAGGCAUAGGAAUUGGCGAAAACAUUACUAAAAAAAACAACCAAAAAGGCAAAAAAAAAAAAAAAAAAAAAACCUGCAGUAGAGCUCUACACAAUGCCACUUGGAUCCUUGGAGCUAAGUAUGUGCUAUGUUUGCUUCACUACUUUCCAGCACCUGCUUUGACUUUUAUUCUCUCACAAAACAUCAGCUGGCUCCUACUAAAAUUUAGGAAUUAAUGAUUUGUUAUCAAUUGAGUCCCCUUAACCUCUUAUCAGUUCUGCAUAUGUCCCAAACAUUAACAAUGUGGGUAACAAAAUUUUAUCCAAACAUGUUUACACAAAGUUCAUUUUCAGAUUACCGACAAAACAGCAUUUCUUAUUUCAACUGUCACACCCCUCCAACUCCUCGUACAUGGUAUCUUCCUCUUGGCCCGCCUCUUUAAAUGCUAACUAUGCUGACACAGGACUCUCAGCCUGCUUGAUGUUUGAAAAGGAGUGGACAUUUCAACAUUUUACAUUUUACUCAGAGUGCAUGUGUGCACACUCUACAGGACACAGGAUCACCCUGAAAAUGAAGAAAAAUCCUGGAAAUAUCGAGAGUUAUUUUAGCUUCAAAUCUGUAUACAGGCGGUAGGCAGAACCAAGUUGUCCAUAGUAUACACAGUCUAUGGUCACAAGACAGUGAAAUAGUCACAAUUAUAAGAAUUUACACAGUUUAUGAAACACUGUAAUAAGACAUGAUAACAAUGGUUGAGCAUCUCUCCAAGAGGGAAAAUUUCAACCAAGCUCAAGAUAUUUUUACUCGCUCCUUGCACCUUGCUCUUAUCCCCGUAUUUAUUCUCCUCCAAGUUCUUAUAUAACCUACCACAUGUCCCCUGUGUCCAGCAGCCAAGCAUGAAGAUUGAAUGUGGAUGGAUAAGCAGCUGUACAUCACUGGGUUUAUCAACUGGGUGCUUAUGUAUUUGUGUUCAAUAAAACUAGGCCCUGACACCGCAGGGAAGCUUGACAUUUUGCCCCAGCAUCCUGAAGCAACGCCCUUUCAAUCUCACCUCCCACCACACCAACACAUCAAAUUAGAAAUCAGUGGAGAGAGAUUGGAAAGAAUGAGCUAGUGCAAAAAUCCUGUUUGGUCUUAUGUUGUGUACUUAAGUUACAAAGAAAAGCACAGAACACUUAGCAAAUAUGACUUAAAUCAAUCACCUACCUUCACUCCUUAUAACAGGUUUUUAGAGGGAUUUAUACAGAACAAUACUACUGCAUCUCUUUGUUUCAGCUGAUUUACUGCAACACUUGACGAGCUCAUGUGCUGUCUGUGUCUCUCUGUUAGGGUUUGGGAACAUCUCUCCUCACACAGAAGGAGGUCGGAUCUUCUGUAUAAUCUAUGCUCUGCUCGGGAUUCCCCUGUUUGGAUUCUUAUUGGCGGGUGUAGGGGACCAGCUCGGGACCAUAUUCGGGAAAGGAAUUGCCAAAGUUGAGAAGAUGAUUGUGGUGAGUACCUGCCUUCUGACUUCUGUUCUGUGUAUUUGCCCGAGCACAUGAAUAAAGCACAUAAUGACGCAGGAAAUCAGUUGGCAGCUAUAAAAUGAUGUUGCUGUGCUGGAGUGUCUAAGGGUUAAAACAGGAGCCCUUUUGUAAAGACCUUGCAGCUGAUUACUGUGAAAGUGCAGGAGUUCUUUCUUUUUUUGAGAAAUCUGUUCCUCAUCAAGUGAUAGUUGCAGUUUCCGAGUUGCCAUGUCAACCGACUCCUAGAAACCAAUCUCAAUUGCGAGCAGUUUGUUUUAGAAUUGCAAACUUAGAUCAGGACAUUGCAGUUAUUUCAUUGCAAGUUUUAAAAGCUUGGCAGAGUUCUUGUGUUUUUGUCUUCUCCUGUGCUAAAUUCACUGGAGUGUUUCCGGUUUAUCUCUCUGUUUGUGGCAGUAAACCGAACCAGCAGCACACACAGAUCGAUAAAUCUUGCUAAAAUAAUAAUGGUGGGCUUAUUUAUUACAUUUGAAGUCACACAGUGACUGCUGCCCAGUGCUUGUACAGUAUACAUGUGCACACAAACCACACGUCACAACCCUGGCAAAGCAGUUAGAGAGCAUCAUUAGUCAUGUUGGACAUACAGAAUAUAAACGAGAGCGGCUGGUCAGGCCAGCUGAUGGUUGGUCAUUAAGUCUCCCCUGGAAACCAAAAGGCAUGCUGUAGGAAAAAAAGCAAAGCAAUUAAACUGCUGCUUAGUGCACCAGCCAGUAUGAUUAUCCUGUAUGUUACUGGACCUAUAACAGGUUAAAACACUUAAAGUCAUUUUACCUGUUCUGGAAUGAAACAUAUUUACACAAGGUCAAGUUCUAUUUUGAUUAAAUAAUGCAUCAUUUAUAAAAUGGGCCCUGCAGCUAAUUGACAGUUGAAAAACAGUCUUAAUAGCUGGUCUGAAAACAAUGAAACUAUUAAAUUGAUGCCAUACAAAGACGUCUGCAUAAUACAGUGGAGAAAAAAAUCAGCCUGAUCCUCAAGAUCACAAAUGAAUAAAACAGGAAGGUCAAAUUAGAGAUUUAAGUCCAAGAAAGAGUGAUGUCUGUCUGGCUCAGUGGUAAAUGCCUGCAUCUCAGACACAGAGGCUAUAUUUCCCUACACAGUGUCAGCAGUCUUGUUGCUUUUCUGCAUGUCAUCCUUCACUCCCCCUCCGCCAACACUUUGUCUCUCACUUUAGCUGUCCAAGCGAACAAAAGCAAAAAUAGCCCAAAAAUUAACUUUUAAAGGACUCGUGGCAGGAACCGCAUUUUAAAAAGGUGUAAAAGAAAUGCACAUUUUAAUGUGACAGGGGAAAUGCUAAAUAGAUGUGUAGGCAUAUGAUAUAAAACAUCAUAAUUUUGUUUCACCCUGAGUGAGCAGCAUGCCUCCUAACCUCGAGAACAGUAGAGCUUGUUUUAUAAAAUGCUAACCUGCUGGAUGUCUUGAAUUAGUGUGCUUAGAAUAAAGAAAAUAGCACAGAUGCUAGCAGCUGCACGACAUUUUUUCUCCUUGUUGUGAGUGUGAAGACUACAUUAGGUGGUGACUAGCUGUGAACAUCCAUGCGCUCAGGCGGUCUGGGUGUUAAGGCACUGUGAUUGGAGCUUGCAUCAUAAUUUAGCCAAGGAGUCGAGUGAAGUGAUAAAUACUGAAAGGAGAAUGUAAAGUGGUAAAAAAAAAAAAAAAUUCUGAAGUGUGAUUUUAAGUUUUUCUGACACAUGGAGGGUGGUGUUAAUAAGAAUAAGAGUAAGAGGAACUUUAUUUAUCCCCAAAGGGAAAUUUAAUGGCAUAUUUUCCAGUUGUUAGAAUUUAAUUGAGAUGACUAAUUUAAUCUGUGUUGCAAACAUACAUACACUGGGAAUGCCUUUAGUCAAGAUCAUGGGGAGUAAUUAUUGCAUAAUUUUGAAGAGUGUUAUUUUUUUUUCAUAUAUUUUAUCAUAAUUUUUUAAACAGCUGUAAAGUGUUAAACAUAUCAGUUGAAAGGUUAUAUAUAUACAUAUAUAAAAAUUUUUUAUCACAAAAUGGCUUUGACAGAUGGUUAACACAUCAGUUAUCAACAACUAACAAAUUAUUACCCAGACUGACUUAGCUGCCUUAUUAAUAUAUGCUGUCUAAACUAUUCAUAUCAACCAUGUAACAUGGUAUUUAGUCAUAAGAUGUUACUUUGCCGGCAAUCAAAAGGGUGUUUUACAAAUUAAAAUUAUAACCAUAUCAUAUAAUUAUUACAGAAUAUGAAAUAUUAUAACCGGUUCAACAAUAAACUACAUUGAAGUAUGAGGGCCACAUUAAGAAAAAAAAAUUAAGACUUCAAGAUUAAAGUCAUUACUUACGAGUAUAAAGUCGUAGGAAAAUCAUUAUUUAUGAGACUGCGUUACCUCACAGUCAUUCACAUUAGCAUUAACUGUAAAUGGUUUAUUUUAACAGGAUGAUUUUUUGGAAUCAGGUUUUAACCACAAAAGGCUAAAAACAUCCUGUUAUCCUUCAGUUAAAGUCUGAUGAAUCAUCAGUCCACGAUUGCAGCUUCUGGUUACCUGAGAACCUUUUGUUGUCAGACUGAAAACACUAUCAAUAGCACAUUUUCCAGGCUCCUUGAUCCUUGACAGCAACAGGUUGAUUAUGGCUUUGAUUCAUCACUGACUCAAUGGCUUCCCUCCCAGGAGAGCAGGAAGAGAAGAGGCAGCUGGUUUAAACAAUGGGGGAAGAUGGACUAUAGCAUCUGCAGAAGUGGCUGCUGUGCACUGGAGAUGCUGGUGAAGUAACCACCUCAGCUAUAUGAGUCCCCUGGGAGUAUCUGUUUGGCUUUGUUAAUCUCCAUCUCAUUUGGUCUUGCAUGGCUCACUGGUGGUGUCUUUGAACUGUGUGUUACUGGAGUGGAUUUCGUUCAGUGCACCGAGGACAUUAGACAUCACAGGCGGAGUAUUUUGAGGUCUGCUUGCUCUUUAUGCUCCCCUCAGAGCCUCUGUGCUUCAGGCUUACAUAACUGGAAGGGAAAAGGGCAGCAUGCACAGGGAACCAGCUGAAAACAGUCACCUCUAGUGACAAGGCAGCAGAAAAAACACCAGAAUAUACAUGAUGCACUUUGACCGGAGAACUGUGGAUUAAAUCAAGCUAAAACUGGCCUAAUAACAUGACAGCACAGGCUGUAACUGUAAUGAAUCAAUUAGAAACUCUGUUAAUAGUCCCGAUGUGUAAUUAUUUAGAAGUCAUUGAUAAAACAGCGCAUUUGAGAUACAUCAAGUCCCAUGUCACUGUAGCCAGGGUGGGCGUGCCAUCUGACGGUGAAAAUUAUGUCUCAGUUAUAGGAAACAGCAAAUAUAUUCCUGGAAGGAGGUCAAAAGCAAGUGACUCAUCCCAAUGUGAGGAGAGCAGAAAGUACUGGAGGCUUGAAUGAAAACCCAGAACAGGAAAUGGACAUAGUGCUGUCAAGCAUUUUUGCCCCCAACACAAAUACAUGAUAAUUAUAGACUAAAAUGAAAUAAUACAUGAGCCAACUAAUCUAUGGAUACUUAGCAUGAAUAGUAUAAUUGCAUGAUAACCACUAAAUCUGUCAAAAUCCUGGCUUUUUUCACAAUCAGAGCCAUUAUUCAUACAAAAUUAAACACUUAAAGACCCAGUCUGAUGAAAAUCAUGUUUUUCUUGUUGUCUGCGUGAUCAUGAGGAAUUUUUAUGAUGCUAGAGGACAUAUCAUGAGAAAGCUACGUGCAAAAUUGCAUUUCUGAGUAUUUCUGCAUAUAAGUCCCUGUGAACCUCUGGCAGAUCAAAACGAUAGGCUCAGACACAGUGGGAUUUUCUAUGUCACAAACCCAUGCUCCGCCCCCAGAGCCCCGCUCCGCAGACCAGUGUGUGCAUUAGUGGAUUGCAAUGCUCGUAAGAAAGCUAAUUAUGAUAUUAACUUUUAUCUUCCCCCCCAAAGACAUCAGUGUCUGAGAGCUGAAUACCUACCACGUCUGCUGCACCUGCAAUAUCAGGCUACAAGCUAGCAUAAAGAGGAGUGUGCAGAUCAGCACUGUCUCCGCCCACGACUCAGAGGCGAAUUUUUAAUGAGCUACUGGAGCUCGGCAGAAAAAAAGCCCUUGAAAAUGACAGAAAUUGUGAUUUGCGCUAAAAACGUCAUAAUCAGAAUUUAAAGACCACUGAGAACACUUUAAAUCAGGGCUCGGACGAUUCAUCUACAACAUCGAUGUAUCGAUUUAUAUUCCUAUGAUCCAACUACAGAGCAACAAGAGAUUGUCCAAUUCAUUGAUUAUAGAUGACGAUUUUCUACAAAUUAAGGAAUUGUAAGAACAGUGUCAACACAGAACACUUAAAAAACUUUUGAUGAGAGCUGAUGAGGCAUUACAGCUUUAAUUAAACAUUAAUCAUGCAUUAUGGGCCAAUCUUGAUGAAAUUGUUCAUAUCUGUUUGACUACUUAGCAAUGCCAGUGCUGAAAAACGAUGGUGAUGCUGUUUUAUUAUACAGUCGACUAAUUAUUUGCCUUCCUAUUUUAAAGUUUCCCUGAGUCUCCCGCUGUCUCCAGUUUAAAGUCAGCGUUGUGUUGAGUGUUGUUUUUUUUCUCUUUUCAGAAAUGGAAGGUCAGUCAGACAAAGAUCCGCGUCUUCUCCACUCUGCUCUUCAUCUUGUUUGGAUGUCUCAUCUUCGUGGCCCUGCCGGCUGUCAUCUUCAAGCACAUCGAGGGCUGGAGCACACUGGAGUCCAUCUACUUUGUUGUCAUCACUCUCACCACCAUCGGCUUUGGAGACUUUGUCGCCGGUGAAAAAGGUCACUUGAUAUUGUUUGAGAUUAAUAGACCCUCUUCUAUUUUUAUGUCCGACUCUCAGUAUGGAAUCAUUUUAUUUAUAGUCAAGUGAUCCCUGACAGACCAGGCUGACUGAACAGAUGUGCACACAGGGAAAAGGAUCCUUUUUUUCAUGCCUUAUGCUGUGAUAUACGCCAUGUAUUCUGACAGUUUCCCUCAUGCAUCUGUUUUCCAGCAGCAUGUCAAGUGCCUUCCAUCUGUUUAAAGAGAAAUUGUCGGCAAAUUCUGCUGGAAAAAAAAAAUGAACAGGUUGUAUUUAUUUUUCUCACAUAUGAUGAAAGUGCAAUAAGAUAGACACAAAAAAAUGCUCAGUAAACACUCACAAUGACCCAGGUAAACUAGACUGAAAUACAAUCUUUACAAGUUACAGACACAUAUUUUCCAUGACCUUUCUGUAUUCAUUCUCAGAUUUUUAGAGGACUGGCUUUAACUUGUUUGAGUACAGUCCUAUUCAAGCUAAAUGAGAAUUGAGUGUAAUGUACAGAAAACUAAAAGCUGCAAACAGCUUAAGGCAUGCAGCAGCAUCUUAGUUUAGUAUUUUUCACAUUUUUUUAAACCACUGACUACAGAAGUGACCUGGCUGGUAGAGCUGCUUACCAAAUUAGUUAUUAAAUUCAUCAAUAAAAUGUUAAAGAUUCCCAGGUGGGUCUUAUCUACUUGAGUUGAUCUGUAGCCAAUGCUUAAAGCUAUGGAAAGGUCAAUGACCCUUGUAUUGGUAUUUAUUACACUUUCUCGUGCUGUUUCUACUCUACUCUGUUAACCUGUACAUAACACAGCAGGACCAUUUGUCAACAGAGCUGUUGAUCAUGAUUUCACAUCUGCAAGACAGGGGUCACUGUUAUUGUAAUUGGUAUUUCUAUUGCUUUUGCUAUAGCUAUUGUUUUUAUUAUUGUUACCACUAUUGUUACUGUUGUUGUCAAGGCUGUUUCUUUUGUUUCCCUCUUUUCUUUAAUUUUACUUACUUACAUACAUACUUAUACACACACACAUACCCUCGCACACACACACACACACACUUAGGCCACUAUUAGACGGAAACGGUCUCCAUAGAAAACAGAAAAAUUUACUUUUGUUUAGGGGGGUUCGUUUAGACAGCAACUGCGCUUUCAGGAGAUAAAAAUGUAACAAAGUGAAAACCCCCUCCAGAGUGGAAAUGUUGUAAACACUCUGCUAGUCCCGCUUUCGUCUUAGGUACAAAAACGCUGAAAAUGGUCUAACCUGUGACGCCAUGGCUCACGUCGGCUCACGUUUAUGACAUCAUAGCCCUGCGCAGCUUCUUUGAAAAUAACAACAAUAGCCAUGCUAGACAUUUGGGUCGCGCUGUCGUUAUUAUUGAACAGGCAGGAGCUCAAUUUCGACCUGUACAGAAUCCUCACGGAUCAUACUGCUCAGCAGAGGAGGCGUCUAAAUUAUUUGCAUCAAAUAAUUAAUGUAGAACGGAAGUUGUUCUACGUAUGUGUUGUUGGUCUAUAUGGGAGCGUGGUCACACCGACACGCACCACCUAGUGACCUGGCAUGCACAUUACAGCGUUUUCAACCACAUUGCGUUUUUGUGUAAACACAGCAUGAAAACUGAAAACGAACCUGCACUUUUCCUUUUUCUACGGAGACCGUUUCCGUCUAAAAGUGGCCUUAGACACACACAUACACAUGGGAACAUGUGCUUACACACCCUGAACAUCUGGAGUGUUUGGGUUGACAGGAAAUUAUUGGGUGCUGGCCUGUUUGUAUGUUGUCUUCAUAGACUGUAAAUAGAAUAGAAGCCGUCUGCCUCCUCCUGGGUGAAGCCACUGUGAGAACAGCAACCUCUGGUGACGGGCUGCAGUAUAGGUCAUAAAUCCCGCCUCCUCCAGCAAUCCCUAUGGAGCUGUCGACAAACUUUAGAAAUGUGUUACACAGAACAUAAUUUUUUCUCCCCCCGGUUGCAAUGUUGACAUGUAGUUACUGUAAGACUGGUUUGUGCUCAAGUCCUCUUUUUUUCUGUGCAGCUCCAUUUUUAAAAAUUAUUUGGAGGUUCAGGUGUUCUGUGACUGACACUUAAUAUACAGCCUAUGGGCGUAUGAAGUUCAAACUUAAUUAAAAAUAAAAUACAGUAAAAUAAAAAUUUUAAAAAAAUAAUAAUAAACGGGGUUAUUAACUAUACUAUAGGGAGUCAGCAGGGAGCACUCUAAAUUUGUUUACUUCAUAGCCAAUGAGAACUUGUGCAUCCAUCAUAAUAUACAUUAAUGAAAAUAAUAACCCGAUAAAGAGAUGGAUGCGUGGUGCCCUCAUAAAUGUAAUAUAUCUUGUUCAUUUUAAAGUUUGUAUUUUAUAGUAAGUUAAAUGUUCAAAGAUGUAAUUUAACCAUUUACUAUUUUCUCACUUUCUUCUAAUGAGUAUUACAUGUUUGCUUUACACAGUUAAGAGUACACACCACAAAGUUAGCUUAGCUUGGCAUGCAAUCAAAAAGAGGACGGAUCUACAGUUUCCCUGUUAGCAAAACAAAUACUGGUUGUAUUAAAACCAGAAGUAAAAAGAUAUACAUUUGCUAUUUUACUGUGUAGAUGACAGAAUAGGUCUUUGCCAGGCUCAGGUGUGUGUGUGUUUGUGGUUGUGUGUGGGUGUGUGUGUGUCUGUGGAGGCAGGUGGCAUUAGAUUGAUUUGACCUGCCUCAUAGAAACAAGGGAAAAAGCAGAUGGCAAAAAUCACAAACACUUAGCUGCUAGAUUAAACUUCCCUGAGCAGAACUAAUGAUUAUAGAUUAGAUUAGGCCACCUGUGCCAGUGUCACGAGUAACAGUAAACAAAUCAGCUUUCAAAGCCCAGACUUCAAUCAGUGGUCGUCGAAAUGACGGCUGUGCUGCAUCACAUCGGUAGAUAUAUAACCAGAGUUCAUCGGAAGACUCCGCUCAUGAUUGAGGUUAAAGCUGAGUUCAAGUGUUGUAAAGAUUAUGUUCACAAGAGUAAAAGAUUUAUGAUUGGUAUGUUGUUUUUGGAUAGCGCACUCCAGCCAGCAAUUGUCAGGAAAGUAUCAAGCUGAUAUAAAUCCUGCUGCCUGCAUCUUUGUGUGCAAUAAGAAAUAGACAGGGGCUCAGCCAUGAAAUAUGAGUGAAUAUCAAGCCAGCAAAACCCAAGGUAGACACUGUAAAGGACCAAAUUUGCUCCUGAUACUUUCCUUUUUAUCAGUUCAAUUUGUCUUGUCAUGUCUGAUUUAUAUGUUGUUCAAACAUCUUUUUUUUAACACAAGACAAUGACAGUACACAAAAAUAUUGUCAGAUUCAAGGCAGGAUUUUACAUCUUUAAUAUAAAAGAAAUGGAAUUGCUGGAAGAGAUUAAAGCUCCCUCAGGUUCGGUUGUGAUUUAUUGGUCUUACUUCUUCCUCUGGCAGUACACAUACAAAAUUGUCCAUCUCUGAGCCAAGUCAUUUGUCCUUAAGCAAUUCAAGGCAGCGUCACAGCCCAAUAAAACUACUGUUGAGAACUGAAGGAACAUCACUUGUAACAGCAGGAUCUAAGCCGCAUCUGGACCCCCACCUGUACACACACACCACGCAGGCACAGAUGCUACAUCCAACAGUGUAGUGCAUCUGGGAAACCAAACCCCCUGUAAAGCCUGAGGCUUAUGGAAAAUUGUUUGCUAAUUGCAUUUCCACCUUAAAUCCCUUUCCUCUUGUGUUCAUAUCAUGGGCCGUAGGAAAAAAAGUGAACAGCACAACAGCCAUCUGAAAGUGAAGUCCAAACUUGUAGAACUCCCCUAGGUGACUGGCUACAGGACUGGUCUUAAAGCCCACCUCCUCCUUAAUAAUAGAAGGAACACUUGAAAGUUCAAAUAUAUAUCAAGUAUUUUUUAUUUUAAACAUGCCUUUUUUUAAAGACAAUUUGGUCUUAUGCUGCAUCUCAGUGACCUCGGAAGUCAGAGCUGGGAAUGACGUUCCACCCGAGUUGACGGCGUUCCAGUCAACAAUUCGGAAAACGAAGAUGGACGCCUACUGUUAGCCGUUUUUAGCUGUUGUUAGUUUUUGUUAGCUAUACCAGUUGUAAACAAUUCAUAACACAGUAUUUUACUCUUACAAACUCAAUAGCACCGUGUUCACAGUUAGAUGUUGGGCAGUACAACAGAUACCACUUAUUUAAUUUCACCAAAACAAAACAGAAGUGAAAAAAAUACUAAAUAAUACAUUACGAGAGCUUUCACUGUUACUCUUGAUGCACUGCGCUGCCAUCUUGGAUUAUGAGGUUGUUGUAAAGUUGGGGUUGGUGAGGAUCAUCCGACUUUCCAAGUCAGAAGUCUUUAAGGGGGGCUUUCCAGAUGAAUUUCUGACUCGAAGCUCAAAAAUUCCAACUUCCAAAUACAACUAGAAUGCACUGUGUUAAUUUACAGCAUGUUUAAGUGUUUACUUUUUCUAGGCGUAUAGUUUAAAUAAGUUAUUUGAUGCCAGAAAGAGGGGAUGUGACAUCAUGAUUGACAGGUUUCUGGACAAAUGUAGUUCAUGCACUGGAUUAGCAAAGCAGAGGUGGAAUUUCUCUCAAAAACUUAUUGAAAUUAGAUAAAUUAAAAAAACAGAAUGCAUACAAACUCAAUGAUCAAUAAACUUUAAAUACAAGCAUCUGCUCUGCUAGGGGGCUGCAUGAAUCUUAGGGAUGCGUGACGUUUGAUUGGCUAUUCAAAUGUGUGCUUUUGUUUAACUAAUCCAGAAGCUCCACCAGCCAGAUCUGCACAGACCCUUUUUCCAAAAUAACAUCACCAGCACAAUAUGUCAGUGCCUGCCACUGCUGUAUUUUGGCUUCAUGUUUAUAUUAUAGGAGGAACGAGCCAAGUCUUCCAUAUUUAUAGCCGGUCACAUGAAUACAUAAACUGCAGCUGAUGAAUCUAAAUGAUCUUUUCUGUUUAAUACACAUGAAGAUCUGCCAACAGUGAGGUGAAAGGUUUUUUUGAAUAAUUAAGUCUUUCUGGAUCACAGAUGUGACAUGCCUGACAAAACUGCAUAACAAUAAAAUGUUACUUUACUUUCCUCAAUAUUAUCUAGAAAUUUAAAACAAUUGUAUUUGACCUUAAACAGAAUCAAGACCACUCACCAGGCUUCAUCCAUGAUCAGAAAACAUGAUUGAGGAUCUUUCUAAAUAAACUCGAGUAUGAACAUUGUCAACAGACUGGUAUGGACACUUAAGAAAAUGUCAACAGUCUUAAGCAAUGUAUUGUAAUGCUGGACGGAAUCCCAGCAAGGUUCAGCAACCUGAACGUCCAGUUAAAAGCUCAGAGUCCUUUAUGUAAUCUGGUGUAACAAACCAGGAAAAAUCAUGUGAAUUAAGCAGCAUCCCACACAACAGGCUGUCUUUUUGUCACAGUUAUCAGCAGACACCAGAAGUGCUCUCCUCCCAGGCUACCAGCUUCUUCUGGUUUGUUACAGGAAAGCAUGGAAUUAAAAAUUGAAGGUUUUUUUGUCUCUGCAUGUGAACAGCUGAAAGUUCAUGUCUGACACAACAUCAUUUGUGUUUCUUUUGUUUUGAUUUUCAGUCGUCUAGUUCCACUUAAGAAAAAAAAUUUCUUUCUUCCAAGUUUGAAAAUUAAAUAACAUUUCUGUAAUUGAGCCUUUAAGGCCUCUGAUCCUGAAAUCAAUUCUGCAUGUUUUUCUUCAUUAACUCAGGACAAAAAAACUGAAUUGUGUGACCAACUCUUUGUACCUUUUAUUCCACAGCUGGAUCAGAGACUCCGGACUAUUUGGACUAUUACAAGCCAGUUGUGUGGUUCUGGAUCCUGGUGGGCCUGGCAUACUUUGCUGCUGUGCUGAGUAUGAUUGGAGACUGGUUCCGGGUCAUCUCCAAGAAGACAAAAGAGGAGGUAUGGGCUGAUGUGCUGUGAGUUAACUUACUCUAGAGAUGAGUUUAUGAUAUGUAGAAUUUCCCUGUGAAGGUGUUUUGAUGGAAAGGUUCGGACAAAGUCAGCAGAGGGCCAAUAGCUUUAAUCUCAGCUCUGAAGCCAGUUUUCACAUUUCAAUUUGAUUUUUACGGAUCAAGAACCAACUAUUUAACUCAACUUAAGUUUUGAUUAAAGUCCCACUCCAAUCACUUUUUUUUUACUACUUAAAGUGUUCUCAGUGGUCUUUACAUUGUGAUUAUGAAGUUUUUACCAAAAAUCAUGUUACCUGUGUCAUUUUCAAGGGCUUUUCUUCUGCAGCGCUCCAGUAGCUCAUUAGCAAUUUGCCUCUGAGUCGUGGGCGGAGACGUCGCUGCUCUGCAAACUCCUCUUCACGUUAGCUUGCAGUCUAACUUUACUGGUGUAGUAAAAGUAGUAGGUAACAAAGGAGCUCUUCAGCUCUCGGACACUAAUGUCUUUAGGAACAUGAUGAAAGUUAAUAUCAUCAUUAGCUUUCUUACAAGGGUUGCAAUCUGCUAACGCACACACUUGUUCUGCCAUCGUCCUCUGUAUUUCUCCUCUAUAUGCAGAGUGUGGCCUUUAUAGUGCGGCUCCGGGGGCGGAGCUUGGAUUGGUUACGUAUGAAAUCUCACUGUUUCUGAACCUGCCAUUUUGGUCUGCCAGAGAUUCACAGCGAUUUAAAUGAAGAAAUAUUCAGAAAUGAAAUUCACAUUUAGUUUUCUCAAGAUGUCCUGUAGCAUUAGAAAAAUGCCAUAUAAACAUGAAAAAACAAGAAAAACAUGAUUUUCAUGGGAGUGGGUCUUUAAAGACCAAAGCUAUUUCAGUACAAAAAUAGUUGUUUAUGACCAGUAUCAGAGCCAGCCCUGUUUGCUGUCCAAUGUAAAAGAGAAAAGGAUGACUCUCACAAAUUGCUGGAAAAAGCUUUUGACAGGCACUUCCUCAACUGCAGUUCCACCAAAGCUGAGAAACAGAAAUACUUUGACCUUUAAUGCAGGGGGCAUUUUGCUCAAAACUGACUGCAUGCCACAGCUGUAGUCUCUCUGGCCAGAGACAGACUCGCCUUUUAACCUUGUGUUUUCAUACAAAACUGGCUGUAUAGUGAAUGUUUAGCUUGAAUAUGGUGGCUGGAAAGUGCAGUACAAAAAAAAACACUGACAUUUUUCAAUAAAUCUUUAAUCACAUAUACUUUAAGGAAAACCUUUUGACAAUAUAUAAAAGAAAUUACAUAAGCAAAACACUUUACAAAGGUCAAAACCGAUUCAAAUUUCAGUAAAACUUGCAAAAUAUGACCUUUGAUGGCUGGCCAAACACUCAAAUGAAACACAGGUGGAAGGGGAAAGUACCAAAUGUCAGAUGAGACCCAGGAGUAGUUGAGUGAGCUGACACUUUGCUGAGAAGAUGUGUAAUAUUCCCAAAGUUAUGUCAUCAAUUUGUGAAAAUAAAGUACAAGAUUGUGAGGUUAUUAAGAUAAAGUUUUGAAGUUAAAAAACAAAAAAAGCAAAUUCGUUUUGUGGAAACAACCGAUUAUUAAAUAUCCAAUUUGUAAGAAAAGGGCAAAUCUACAGAACUUCCAGGUGCAUAUCAUUAAACCAUUUAAAUUCACAAGGGAACCUUUAAUAAAUAGCAUUUUUUUAAUCUUUAAAUUUUGUAGUGCACUUCCCAUUCACUGUACUCACAUAUUUACAUACUCAGCUAUGCUCUCUGCGUGUCAGUGCCUGUUUACAUUUUUUGGCCACACAUGUACAGGACACAUGGCAGCUCCAGUCCUAGGCAUGUUUUCAUUUAGUUUUGCUAAUUUCAACAAUUGUUACAACUCCAAUACCAUAUCAUGUAUAGCAUAUAUUUUUGAAACAAUUGAGUGUUUUAGUUUUAACAUUUGUUGUGUUGUCUUGACAACUGUAGAGUUUAAAAGAUGGAAAAUCAUCCCAAUCAAUUUUUAACAACAUUUUACACAGUUUCACAACCUUUGUUGAAUUGGGGUUUCAAAGGCUUAAAUGUAGCUAGCUAUUUUUUACUGUACUUUCUCAAUAACACACCAUACCAAUGGGAAUUAUUGCAAAUUUAGUCGAUCAGCUAUUUACUCCUGUCUCUGCUGCCAUGUUGGCUGUCACAUCCCCUCUGUCUCUGCUAUGCUGCCUCUACUGCUCAUGUGUAUACUGCCAUUUGCGACCAUGUCUCAUUAAUUUUGUAGGAUAUGCACAGUGGAGGCUCCAGACAGAUGAACACGGGGACAGCCAUUUUCGCAUGCAUGCAGUCGUAGUUAAAAGCAAGGCUUUAGGAUGUCCCGCAGAAAAAGACUGCUGUUAUGUCUCUGUUGGCCUCACAUAUCAUAAAGUAAUUUCCAUGAAGUAUGAAAAACUCAAAUAUAGAGCGAUAAAAGGUGGGUAGAUUUUGAAAGGUGCCAAUGAAUUUCCCUUUGGGGCUUAAUAAAGCUCUAGUAUUGUAUUGUAAAAAUGCAAAACUCUGAUAAUUCAAUCGAGUGGUAAAAUUUAAUUAGUAAAGCAAUGUAAGGAUCUGGAAAUUAUGAGGGAGUCAGUCAAGGCCAUCAGGGUUUUAUAUCAUUCAAAUUGAUUUAACAGCGGCUAUUUCAAGUUAGGCAGUUGGGCGGCCCGGGGAAUUGAGGAAGAGUACUUGAAUGAAAAGUAUGAACCCCGCUUUCCUUUUUUAAAAUUUAAUAACUGACUCAUCUCCACAUAAAGCAGAUUAUUCAUUCCAAAAACGUGUGAAAUAUGAAGAUUGUUUCUGAAACUUCAGGUUGCGGUGUAGCAUGGCAAACAGAUUACAUUAUGUGUGUUUAAAGGAAAUACAAACCUGCUCAGAUUGUAUUUUCAGCUCAAUCUGCAGGCUAUUUUCUUUCACACCUAAAGACUAUUGCUUGUGUAACCACUCUCUGGCAGUGAGUUGUGUUCAGAUUCGUCUCACCUCAUCAUGAAGGAAGAAUAUCUUGAAGCCUUUUGAGGUCACUCUCCAUAAAUGUGAAGGGAUAAAUCUCCUUGCAGAGUAAUACAAUCUUGUACGCAGGUUGGAUUAAAUAUUUGUUGUGCUUCGAGUAGGGUAAUAACAUACCUCGCUGUUCUGGCAGUCUUAUUAUUUUCGUGUGAAAAGGAUUGCAAGAUCUAUGCACCCCCACAUCCACUCACAGACCCAUGUACACCUUUAUUCCACAAAGCAUAAAAAGGAGAGACUAGUCUGCAGUGGGAAUCCUCACCCAAGCUUAAUUUGGACGAAGGCUGUGAGCUCUACAGAGAGAUACAUUAGUGUGAGAGGAUGUUUCACUUUAGGGGGAGGGGGAGUCAAGGAUGUUCUGUCAGAGAAAGUGAGAGGAAGGAGUAAAAAUCACGUACUGGAGUGUUUGUGCCUCAUUGUGUGUGUCAAAUGUGAGCACACAUACAGACAGCCGUCAUAGAUUUUAAGUUAUGCGCCCAGAAGUCCUCUCUAAACAAGAACACCUCAGAGUGUAAUAAAUUAUUGAACAGCAUGGAGGAAAAAAGUCUUAUGUAUUAUGACAGCAGGAUCAAUGAUUUGUGCACUCUGGGCCUUUCUUCUCAGGGUCUCGACACAUGCUAUGUGCAAACUAGAUACAGUACACAGGCUUCAGGAUCCCAGGGCAUUUUCAUUUCUCUUACUAUAAGGCUCCUCCUAAAGUUUCAACAUAUAGAUACAUAGGAGUUAUAAUCAACCUCAGCAGUAGAGAAUAAUGUAAAAUGCCUGCAUAUGUGUGCAUCAUUACUCUACAAUAAUGAGGUCCCAUGGGUGUGAAAAGGAAACUGAACAUUUUGACACAAAUUUUUAAGAUCACUUCUUGCUCACAAAUAUUUUUCUUUCUUCCAUUUUCCUAUAAAUAGUUGAGGAUUUUAUGAAACCCAAAACCAAGUCUCUUAGAACUGCGCUGACAAACUGAAUCUGAAAAUUCUUAGAAAUUUGAGGAGUGUUCACAUUUGCUAACAUACAAAGAUAAAAGGGGCGGGGGGUAUUAUGCAUUUUUUCAGACCCUAUAUUUCCUAUCUGAUACCUCUUUAAAAGCUUUGUGUGAUUUUUAGAUUUUUUAAAAAAGUCUCAAAUUUCUCACAGUGGUGUAUUAAAAUAUUAAUUUAGCCUCCGUCUGAAAUGCUUCAUUUUAGCUGCUGUCUCUUAAAGGCCCCCUAACAUCAAGCACCUUUUCUUUCCUCUGACCCUUCCGCUGUUUAUAACUUUUAAAUAUGUCCAAACUAUUUACUGUUGAAACACCAAGAUCAUAUCAAAUCAUUUGGGAAGUCCUUGCGAUGACCACGGCUAUUUUAUCUGACAGGAGCUACAGUUUUGUUUGAGUAAGUCCAAAUGUGGGACCAGUGCCAAAGAUAAAAAAACUGAAUUUUAGGAUGUUUUAACCAUAGACAUUAUAUACAUAGUCGCCUCAUUAUGUGCUGGAGCGUAAUCCAGCGACGCCAUCAUAUUGGAUGGGCCUCCUCACUCCAGACUCGCACAAGAGCCAAACAGAGUCAAUGGAGAACUAGCAACUAUGCCCGUAUUUGUGCACUUCACGGUUGAAUAAACCGACGCAGUAUUAAAACCAGAUCAUGUAGGAUUACAUUUCACAAGUAAGACUGAAAAAUUACUGUGGUUAUUUUGAAUAUGUGACAGUGUCCUGCAUUACAGCUACAUCUCUGUCGUUUGUAACAAACUAAAUCAGUUUGUAACAAAACCCAAACCCACUUCCACAGGUUUCUGGAAAAGUGAAAGAUGCAAAGCCUGGCUUUAGACGGGGCAUCCCUGUCUAGUAGGCCCAGUUCAAGCAACCAACAGAGCCAAAGUGUCGUGUCUGCAGAGAGCUUGUAGCUUGUGAGCUUGUGUCUGGAGUUGCUGUGGUAGCCAAGGACAUAACACCCCUUAUAAAUACUGACCUCAUUUCAAGAAGUUUCAAGAAAACUAUUUACUUGGUAACCUUCACAAACACAACAAUCCUGAAGCCAUCCUCAUUGGUUCCCCUCAUCAGAUCCGAAACUCUGGUAUAACCUGGAUAACUUUCCCUGGCAUUGGUAUUGCUUUUUUAUCAACAGCUACUAACCUUGGUGUCAGGUUUGACCACCAUCUAACCUUUGAGGCCCACAUCGACCACCCCAGCAAAAUGUCAUUUCUUCAUCUCAGAAAUAUGGCCAGACUUCGUCCCACACUCACCUCAAGAGACGCUGAGAAGCUCGUCCACACCUUUGUCUCCUCCAGACUCGGUUACUUUUAAUUUGUAAUUGUCUCUUGUUUUACUCUUACUCUGUGUUUUUACUGUUUUUCAUUCCUUUCAUUGCUUGUGUAGGACUGAGAUUUUGUAAAGGUGUGUUACAAAUAAAAUCUAUUAUUAUCAUUUAUUAUUGAUCCAAUGACUUCAUCACUUGAAUAACAGUGAUCAGUCUGCUGUACUCUCUUAUCUGGCUAUACAUCCCCUCUUUGCUGAUUCAAAAAAACAUAGAUUUUGAUCAGUGACAAAUUUACGUACCAGAUAUGUCACAAUCCACCAGAUCAGCCAAUAGAAAAAUCCAAUUGUACUAGCCUGUAGAGGGCAGCCAUCACGCAUAUUUCUAAUACAAUAUGAGGAAUUUAAAGACUUCGUACUUCAAUGUCAAGAUCAAGGUCUGAAUUGAUCAAAACUACUCCUGAAUACCUGCAUGACCUGUUUUUAAAAGUGAACUGGUGUCUUAAUGACUUUUUCAUUGUAUUUUUACCUAAAAUUCUCAUCCCUGUUUCACACCACCCACACACAUGCCCAGAAACUAUGGAUCAUAAAACUUAGCAGCUACUUAGCUUAGCAUAGCAGGCUGCCACUGGAAUUACAGUUUAAACAAAUGACAUGUAUUUUUAGAUUUUAAGUUAUCUUUUGGUUGGAAGUAGUAAAUAUAUUUUUCUGCUCAUUUGAAUUUCACAAUACACUGUUGAUUAGAAUCGCUGGUUUACAGACUGUGUUGCCCAUAAAAAGAACUGACUUUGUCUGCACUUUGAGGCAUAAAUCUGAACUUUUGCUGGAGUGACAUAUCAGUGCCAGUAGUCAACCUUUUUGUGCUAAGAUCAGUUCGCAACAGAGGGUGAAAAUAUAGCAAUCAAACCUUUACUUCAAAAGCCCAGCAAGGUUGUUUUACUAAGCUAACAAUCAGCUAGCAUGACUUCAUAGUUAGAGGGUUAUCUCUGGACCUAUUCAUUCAGAAUCGUUUUUAACCAACUCUAAACAGAAAAGGUUGAAUUGCAGGUAACAAACUGCUCUAAAAGAAGCUGUUUUUACCCAUAAAUUCUCCUCCCUUUGGUGAGUUAAUUUAGUUCCAUCUCCACCCCUGCAGUAACACUUAAUGACAAAUGAACAUUGAAUGCAAAUAAUAGAUGAAGGUUACAGCGUUUUUGCUUGUGCUUCACUAAUUGUAGAAUCACCAAGUCAUGUAAGAGAACGCUUCAGGCAAGAGCUUUUAAAACAGCGGCCUGAGCGAGUUAUGGAGGUGGCAUUUACUGUAUGUUCAAAAGCCCGAACUCCUUUAAUUAUUGGUGUACUGUUCACAUUUCUGUGGUCAGUUCUAUUAACCUUUUCAUUCAGAAAUUGACAAGGGGAUUUUGUGCAUGAAUUUAAUCAUGAAAAACAGACAAAACGAAGUCAGGACUUCACAGCUUCAGUUAGACAUGAAGUCGAGAGUAUGCUAAAAAUGGACAGCAUCUCAAAAAUGUCUAUAGAUGGCUAGAAAUAUAGCUUUUUUAAUUUAUUUAUCAAACCAUUAUUUAAUCAGGUUAGUCCCAUUGAGAUCAAAGAUUUCUUUUUCAAGGGGGGGCUGGCCAAGAAUGGCAGCAAAGCAGUUUCAUAAACAAAAACAAACACACUUAGUCUCACACAGCUCAACAUCAGCAACAAGUACAGUACAAAUAUAACGUCAGCUAAAGCAAUGGCAUACUGACAGUUUGCUUUCAAGAGAACUAAUAAUACUAUUAUUAGUCUUCAAGAGAGCUAAUAAUACUAAAAGAAAUUACAGCAAGUAAAUGUGGUAAUUAUCAUUUACAGUAAUAAAUAAAAGAGUUGUCACAGCACAGCUUUGAGGUUUUGUUUCUCACGCAGGUAUAAAAUAACUUCUUGACAUGCUACCCUGACAAUGUUGACUGAACAGAUGUCGGUCCAACAUACUGAUAACAUGCUGUGCUGAAACACCUGCAGGUAUUAAUCUUCCCUCUCGCCCUGCAGGUCGGAGAGUUUCGGGCUCACGCGGCCGAAUGGACGGCAAACGUCUCAGCCGAGUUCAAAGAGACCCGGCGGCGGCUCAGUGUUGACAUCUAUGACAAGUUUCAACGCGCUGCAUCCAUCAAGCGCAAGCUGUCGUCCGAGCUGGGCAUUAACACGUCCAUCAAUCAAGAAAUGACCCCUGGCAAGAGGACGCUGUCGGCCAACCUGUGCGAGGACAGAGAAGCUUACACCAGCCUGACUCUCUCUCUUAGUCCUGUCAGCGGGGGUCUGGCUAGGAAUGGAAGCCUUUAUCUGAAUGGCCUCAGCCCAGACUAUGCUGACCGCCGGGAGAUUGCAAUCAUUGAAAAUUUAAAAUGAGAUGCAGCGAUGAAGUGAGAUUCACCUAUCUGAACAAGUUACUGCAACAUGGAUUAUUCAUCAAGCUCUGUCUCACACAAAUACUUGUGGUGUGAUAGCUUCUAGAUUUCUAAAUCCAGUGGAGGAGCUCUUUAUGUAACGUCAGUGAUCAAGUCAAAGAAGAAGUCUGAAACAUAUGAUUGUAUCAGAGGACUGAAAGCCUAUACUGAGGUUGAAACGCAGUUGGGCAUCUUCCCACACACGCACAGACAAUACUGUAAACAUAUAGACUUAAAUACAUUCACUAAACUUAGAAAGCAAUAGAUGUGUCUGUUCUCAUCUCUUGUUGAAUCUGAGGCCCUGAAAUCUGCAUCAGAUGAAGAGGAUCCUCACGGCACAGAACUCUCCAUAAUCCACCAUGAACACUUCAUGAACAACACAGCAGUCCUGUGCAAACAAAAAUGAAUGUGGCUUUUACUUUUUGUUUACACCUCUCCCAGUGUGAUUUUAUAUGCCUUGCAUUCGUCUGUCAGUCUCCCCUCACUCGAGACGAAUGUUGACAUUUUUGUUCCUCCAUGAUUGACUUAACGCUUUUCACCCUAAGGAAUAAUCCACUUGUGCCUUACUGGAAACCAUGCUGAACAUGUGAGGAUGGUGAUGCAUGAAAGACUAGGCAACACUUUGUCUGUCCACUCAUAUUUGUUAUAUACGAGCACAGUGCCACAAAAGACAAAUAUAUGUGAGAGGUAUCUUUGAAAGUACAGACAUGGACGUUUUCCUUUCAGUAGAUCUAAGAGUGUGCAUGGUAACAGAGAGCAGAGACUGUCUCUUGAAAUAACUUGGAAAAUGUUAUCUCUCUGUCUGCCAGUGAAUCCAUUAAGUACCAGUCUUUAUGUGCUGAGAUAUUUACAUAAACCGCACAGUGCCAGGCUCCACCAUCACUCCCCAUUCUUCCCCUAUACCAAAGUGAUUUCUAUUUUCUGUCGGACAAACCAGAGAGAUCCUGAGUCUGAUCAAAGGAUCAGGAGUGCUUUCUGAAUCUAUUCCUGCUGAUUUCUAAAAAUUGAACCCACACUCCCAGCUUUUUCAUUAAGUGUAGUGUAGAGCUUGAUGUGCCAUCAUUUUCUUUUCUUCUCUUUUUUCUUUCUUUUAAACAAAUUUGAUAUAAAUUUAGGCAUGUCAGGUACAGCAGUGAUGAAAGCCCUGGGGCUGUGAAGCAUAAAGAACUGUCAGUACCAUAUUGAUUUUCAUGAUGUUAUAGCUCUCUUCAUUACCUUUAGAUAUCAAAUUUGUGAAUUUCUACAGCACAUGAUGAUAAAAAUGAGAACUAUUACUUUUUCAUUUUAUUUUUGUUGCCAAUACUGAAUGUACACCAUCAGUAACCUCUAUUUACUGUGAAUCACUGCUGUGACUAAAUUGCCCCGCCUUUAAGAAGUCUGGAAAGCAGAAUUUUUUUAUUUACGAUCAUAGAAAUGGUUUGAAUGUCAUUUAGGCACAAUAAAUAUCUCACUUUAGUUCUUGAUACUGAA
Xyrichtys novacula (pearly razorfish) is the source of this 44225-nucleotide messenger RNA. The record is from the annotation of a GenBank genome assembly. Lineage: Eukaryota; Metazoa; Chordata; Actinopteri; Labriformes; Labridae.